UAGUCACACCGCCAUCUCUCAUCUUUCCGCUCUUAGCUGGGAGUGCUCCGCCUAGUCACUUUUCUUAAGGUGGCUCGUCGAGGCCUGACUUCUUCCCCGAAAUCACGUCCCUAGACAGCCUCCUAUUUUACCACUAACUUUACUACUGCAGUUAGUCAGCGGUAGGAAACUGAAACCAAAAACCAGUGUAAGCAAAUAAACAUCUAAACUGUUUCAGGAGCCGCGUAGAAGGAACGCGGCGGUGUGCCCCGGAAGCGGAAGUGGAUCGUCCUAUAGAAAGGGUGGACUACGCGGAGUGGUGACGUUUCCUCAUUGGGCGGAAGGUUCGGUGGCACUCCGUCGGUCUUCCAGCUGGUGGGAGUUGGCGACGCGGGGCUGGGCGUUGGGACCCUGUUUUAUCUAGUUCGGGAAGUUGGGUUGUGGGGUCAUACCUGUCUGUCUGCUCCCAGCUUUCUUGGGUUUCUUCCGACGGCGUGGGGCCUCGCUAAGGAAUUCCCGGCCCCUUAGGGCCGCGGCUUUAGCGGUGUCUUUUGCGAGUUCUUCGUAAGUACAUCUUAAAGCUGUCAAGAUGGUUCUAGCAGACCUUGGAAGAAAAAUAACAUCAGCAUUACGCUCGUUGAGCAAUGCUACCAUUAUCAAUGAAGAGGUAUUGAAUGCUAUGCUAAAAGAAGUCUGUACUGCUUUGUUGGAAGCAGAUGUUAAUAUUAAACUAGUGAAGCAACUCAGAGAAAAUGUUAAGUCUGCUAUUGAUCUUGAAGAGAUGGCAUCUGGUCUUAACAAAAGAAAAAUGAUUCAGCAUGCUGUAUUUAAAGAACUUGUGAAGCUUGUAGACCCUGGAGUUAAGGCAUGGACACCCACUAAAGGAAAACAAAAUGUGAUUAUGUUUGUUGGAUUGCAAGGGAGUGGUAAAACAACAACAUGUUCAAAGCUAGCAUAUUAUUACCAGAGGAAAGGUUGGAAGACCUGUUUAAUAUGUGCAGACACAUUCAGAGCAGGGGCUUUUGACCAACUAAAACAGAAUGCUACCAAAGCAAGAAUUCCAUUUUAUGGAAGCUAUACAGAAAUGGAUCCUGUCAUCAUUGCUUCUGAAGGAGUAGAGAAAUUUAAAAAUGAAAAUUUUGAAAUUAUUAUUGUUGAUACAAGUGGCCGCCACAAACAAGAAGACUCUUUGUUUGAAGAAAUGCUUCAAGUUGCUAAUGCUAUACAACCUGAUAACAUUGUUUAUGUGAUGGAUGCCUCCAUUGGGCAGGCUUGUGAAGCCCAGGCUAAGGCUUUUAAAGAUAAAGUAGAUGUAGCCUCAGUAAUAGUGACAAAACUUGAUGGCCAUGCAAAAGGAGGUGGUGCGCUCAGUGCAGUCGCUGCCACAAAAAGUCCGAUUAUUUUCAUUGGUACAGGGGAACAUAUAGAUGACUUUGAACCUUUCAAAACACAGCCUUUUAUUAGCAAACUUCUUGGUAUGGGCGACAUUGAAGGACUGAUAGAUAAAGUCAACGAGUUGAAGUUGGAUGACAACGAAGCACUUAUAGAGAAGUUGAAACAUGGUCAGUUUACGUUGCGAGACAUGUAUGAGCAAUUUCAAAAUAUCAUGAAAAUGGGCCCCUUCAGUCAGAUCUUGGGGAUGAUCCCUGGUUUUGGAACAGAUUUUAUGAGCAAAGGAAAUGAACAGGAGUCAAUGGCAAGGCUAAAGAAAUUAAUGACAAUAAUGGAUAGUAUGAAUGAUCAAGAACUAGACAGUACGGAUGGUGCCAAAGUUUUUAGUAAACAACCAGGAAGAAUCCAAAGAGUAGCAAGAGGAUCGGGUGUAUCAACAAGAGAUGUUCAAGAACUUUUGACACAAUAUACCAAGUUUGCACAGAUGGUAAAAAAGAUGGGAGGUAUCAAAGGACUUUUCAAAGGUGGCGACAUGUCUAAGAAUGUGAGCCAGUCACAGAUGGCAAAAUUGAACCAACAAAUGGCCAAAAUGAUGGAUCCUAGAGUUCUUCAUCACAUGGUGUGUGACUUCCUUGGAGAGAAGAUUGCAUCUGUUUUGGGUAUCAGCACCCCAAAGUACCAAUAUGCCAUUGAUGAAUAUUAUCGGAUGAAGAAGGAGGAAGAAGAAGAAGAAGAAGAAAACAGGAUGUCUGAAGAAGCAGAAAGACAAUAUCAACAGAAUAAAUUGCAGACUGAUUCCAUUGUUCAGACAGAUCAACCAGAGACAGUGAUAUCCAGCUCAUUUGUGAAUGUCAAUUUUGAAAUGGAGGCAGACAGUGAAUUAAUUAUGGAAAGCAAGCAAAAUCCAGUCUCUGUCCCACCAUAAAAUGAAAUGACUAUCAAGCUUCAAACUCUUAAGUUUUUUUUUUUAAUACAAAAACUUUCACAUUCUUUAUUCAGUGGGACUUAAUACAAUUAUUUAUAUUUUAAAUUAUUAAACUAUCUGGAAAGGGAAAAUGUUUUCUUCAUUUUUAGGAUCUAUCUAGCAAAAGCCAGAUCUGAAAUUCAGAUAUUUGUACUGUUUUUACUGUGUAUAGAAUUAGUGCUUUGGUUUUAAAAUGAUCUUUUAAAAAAGUUAAGGACAUCCUAGAGCCUUAAUAGUUAAGAAGAGUUAAAUUAUCAAGCCUAUUUGUGCAUUUGCUUUUUUUAAAAAAGGUAAGUUGCUGAUUAAGUCUAAUUGGAAUUGAUAAUUCCAUAGUCUUAGAUUAAAAUGAGGAUAUUUUCUCCUAGAUUUUCUCAUGUUAUGCCAUGCAUUUAUAUAUCUAACCAUUAAUUUCACACUAAGGAUGCUUCACCAUAUAAUAAAAGGAACAAGAUGGAAGCACUUUGAAUUUUCUUUCAUUGAGAAUAAUUGUUUUAUGUAAGAAUCUGAAUUUAUAACACCAGAUAUUAAGAUAGGCUUCCAUUUUUUAAUGCAAGCCACUUAAUCUUGUAUUCUUUUUCAGGACUCAAAUAACUAGCUUUGAACAUAAUAUUAAAACACUACUUAUAGAAUAGAUUUAUUAAUAUUAAUACCUAGUGAAUAUCCAUGUGGCAUCCUGGUUAUCUGUUCAGCGUUAAUCCUAUAGAAAAGUGGUUUGGAGGGGAUUGGGGGAUAGUGGGACAGGUAUAGAUUUAAUCCAUCAGGAGCAAUUAGAUAUUGUAUAAGGUGCAAUGAUAGCCUAAUGAAAUUACCCGUCAUUCAUCAUUUAGAAGUAGCAACAGUGAAGACUGGACAGUUUACUUGAAUCUGGUUGGAGGUUAUUUGUAAACCUUAUAAAUGUAUAUAUUGUGAAGCUAAUUUUGAAAAUAUUCCUAAAUAUGGCCAGGUACGGUGCUCACACCUGUAAUCCCAGCACUUUGGGAGGCUGAAGUGGGCAGAUUACUUGAGGUCAGGAGUUUGAGACCAGCCUGGCCAACGUAGUGAAACCCCGUCUCUACAAAAAUACAAAAAUUAGCCGGGCAUGGUGGUGCAUGUCUGUAAUCCUAGCUGCUCGGGAGGCUGAGGCAGGAGAAUCACUUGAACCAGGGAGGUGGAGGUUGCAGUGAGCCGAGAUUGCACCACUGCAGUCCAGCCUGGGACAGAGUGAGACUCCAUCUUGGGGGGAAAAAAAAUACACACACACACACACACACACACACAAACACACACACAUACACACAUAUUUCUAAAUAUGUGUAUAGAACCUUUUAUCAGUAUAACAUUGAUUUAUAAUUAAAUGUGGAUGAGGAAGAAUGUGUGGAGUGUUUCAGAAAUUUUGAUCUUAAAAGCCUUUUCAGAAACUCAAAGCUUUCAGAAAUUGUUAUAUUAAUAGCCUUCUAAACAGCAUUAAGUUUUCAAUCUUAAUAUAGCUAUAUAAAAUAUAGUGUCAAAGAAAGUAACAUCAAUCUGGUGGGUCUGUAAUGGAAAUCUGUCAAUGAACAUGAACUGAGUUCUUCAACUACAGGUUGAAGGAUAAUUAAACUUUUCAUUAGGAGUGUUCAGCUACGUGGAUUCAUGGAAUGGUGGUUCAUAGUAAGUGAUGGUAAUCUUUUUAUUCAUGGGUGUAAACCCUUUAUAACUUAGUGCUUAAAAUAUUAAUCUUUUGAUUAUAUAAUGUCCCAUGAAUUACAGUUUACCAAUAGUUCUAAAACAUGCUAACCUGACCUUUUCCUUCUAAUUUAACUUCAUUCGAGAUAGUACCUCUCACUCACAGAUAUUUAUUUGGUUAUCAAGUGAAGAUAGGUGUGUCUAAAAGUGAUCUUCUGAAUCCUGUCUCCCUAGAGAUACUAGUGUCUAGAGUUUACCCAGAAAAGUUUAUGAUUGUAACAAAAGGAAGUAGUGACUUAUGAAGGUUUUGUUUCUUGAAUUUUACUUUUGCUACUUGUCCAAUAGUGGCUAGUUUGUUUAUCAGUAGUUAUUCACUAUGCCUUAAGUUUAUACUUUGUUUAUGCAAACUAUAAAAUUUCCCAUAAAUGUA
Messenger RNA from Pongo pygmaeus (Bornean orangutan), 4409 nucleotides. RefSeq names its product signal recognition particle subunit SRP54. The transcript is spliced from 17 exons. NCBI's taxonomy places the organism in Eukaryota, Metazoa, Chordata, Mammalia, Primates, Hominidae. Gene Ontology annotation, cellular component: signal recognition particle, endoplasmic reticulum targeting; cytosol. Bases 569 to 2296 code for a protein of 575 amino acids. The record is from RefSeq and is a predicted model, not a curated record. Gene Ontology annotation, molecular function: GTPase activity; ATP hydrolysis activity; 7S RNA binding. Gene Ontology annotation, biological process: SRP-dependent cotranslational protein targeting to membrane; SRP-dependent cotranslational protein targeting to membrane, translocation.